This is a messenger RNA of Medicago truncatula (barrel medic), 2129 nucleotides long. Its product is annotated as LEAF RUST 10 DISEASE-RESISTANCE proteinUS RECEPTOR-LIKE PROTEIN KINASE-like 2.2. Gene Ontology annotation, biological process: protein phosphorylation. Lineage: Eukaryota; Viridiplantae; Streptophyta; Magnoliopsida; Fabales; Fabaceae. The transcript is spliced from 3 exons. Bases 53 to 2050 code for a protein of 665 amino acids. Gene Ontology annotation, molecular function: ATP binding; polysaccharide binding; protein kinase activity. The record is from RefSeq and is a predicted model, not a curated record.
UUGCUAAAUAAUUUGAUGUAAAAAUGUGAGUUUUGCAAUCAGAAAACCAAAAAUGCCAUCCUUAAACUCUGCUGCAGCAGCGGUAACCCUUGCGAUGCUGAUAGUAACAUUCAGGUACAGUGUGUAUGGUGAUGAACACCAAGAGUCAUGUUCUCGAUGGUGCGGUGUUCAUAACAUCAGGUCUCCUUUCCGCUUGAAAGACAGUCCUAAAAAGUGUGGUGACAAAAGAUACAUCUUAUCAUGUGAGGACAACAACCAGUUGAUUUUGUACUAUGAAUUUGGAAAAAACCAUGGUAAAUUUUAUGUACAAUCAAUUAAUUACAACAACUACACUAUACGACUAUUGGAUGUCAAUUUUGGUUACUCUAAUUUUACCCUCCCUCCCCAUUCACUAGGCCUCUAUAAUUUCACUUACACAUAUUCCAUAAGCUUGCCGUACGAAAUGUAUGUGUACAAUAUAUUAUUGGCAAAGCCUGUGUUAUAUAUGAGAUGUCCGAAUCAUGUCCAAUAUUCUUCUGGUAUUUACUUUGCUUCUCCGGCCUGUAUGAACAUUAGUACAUAUGAGCAACCAGGGAAUUCGUUCUACGUCAAUUAUAUUGGAGAAAACGAAACUUUUUCGGAUUCGGGGCUGGCAGACGGUUGUGGUAUCGUGCUUAUGUAUCUCACAUCUUUGGAUAUUCAAAAUAACAACAACCACAACAAAAACAACAACAUUUCAUGCACAGACAUCCGUCGUGAGAUCUUUUAUGGAUUUGAACUUUCUUGGCUCAACAGUUUUUGUAAAGAUGGAUGGUAUGCAGACCUCGAUGACAAUAACACCUAUGUCUGUGUAGAAGACCUCCAUUUGAACUUUGGAGAAUACUCGGCGCUUCAAAAGGUUGCUUGGAAUCUCGUUUAUAUCUCAAUUCUCAUAGCUUUGCUCGUCGGUUUUAAAUUUGUUCUUGGAGCGCCAUGUAUCAUUGCAUUAUUAAUCUACAAAUGGAGACGGAAACAUUUCUCUAUGUAUGACGGCGUCGAAGACUUUCUACGAAGUGACAAUAACAUCAUGCCUAUAAGGUACUCUUACAAAGACAUAAAAAAGAUAACACACCAGUUCAAAACAAAAUUAGGCAAUGGAGGUUAUGGAUCUGUUUUCAAAGGACAACUUCAAAGUGGUCGUCUUGUAGCAGUUAAAUUAUUGGACAAAGCCAAGUCCAACGGUCAAGAUUUUAUCAAUGAAGUUGUCACCAUCGGUAGGAUUCACCAUGUUAAUGUGGCACACCUUAUUGGUUUUUGUGUGGAGGGUUCAAAACGUGUUCUUAUAUAUGAAUUCAUGCCAAAUGGAUCACUCGAAAAAUACAUAUUUUCUCAUACAAAAGAGAAUUAUUCCUUAAGUUGCGAACAAUUGUAUUCAAUUUCUCUUGGAGUGGCUCGUGGCAUUGAGUACUUGCACAAUGGAUGCAAUAUGAAAAUUCUACACUUUGAUAUAAAGCCUCAUAACAUCCUUCUUGAUGAAAAUUUCAAUCCAAAAGUUUCUGAUUUUGGACUAGCCAGGCUUUCUCCUACAGAUAAAAGCAUUGUGUCAUUAACUGCAGCAAGAGGAACCAUCGGAUAUAUGGCCCCUGAAUUAUUCUAUAGAAAUGUCGGCACAAUAUCUCACAAAGCUGAUGUAUAUAGCUUUGGGAUGUUGUUAAUGGAGAUGGCAAGCAGAAGGAAGAAUUUGAAUGCAUUGGCUGAUCAAUCUAGUGAAAUUUAUUUCCCUUUUUGGAUUUAUGAUCGAUUACAUGAUGGAAGGGAAGUAACUAUUGAAAAUGACACAGAUCAGGAAAUGAAAUUGGCAAAGAAAAUGAUGAUUGUAGCUUUGUGGUGUAUACAAACAAAACCAGAGGAUCGUCCUUCAAUGGAAAAAGUUUUGGAGAUGCUUGAAGAAGAAGAUGGAGACUUGCAAAUUCCUAAUAAGCCUUAUUUUUGUCCACAAGAUCCACCAACAGCAGAUGUUGGAGAUGAUAAUUGUAGCAAUUCAUGGACUUCUUAUGGUACAUCAGUUAGUUAUCCCAAGGGACCAACCUGAUCUCUUUCUGGUUCUUGGUUGAAUUACAUUUUAGAUAUUAUUGGUACCAAGCAUUAAUAUAAAUAUGUAGGUUUAAAUA